UACGAUUUCAUUUUUCUUUGUCUUACUAACUCUCUCAUCGAUUAGGGUUUUACUGCCUCCCGUUUGCGUUUCAAUUUAUUCGAUAGGAUCGCAAUUCCUUUUAAAAAUUUGCAGAGGUGAACGGCGAUGUCUCGUGUGUAUGUUGGGAACCUGGAUCCACGAGUUUCCGAGCGAGAGCUUGAAGAUGAAUUUCGCGUCUACGGUGUUCUGAGGAAUGUGUGGGUUGCUAGAAGGCCACCUGGUUAUGCAUUUGUUGAGUUUGAUGAUCGCAGAGAUGCACUAGAUGCUAUUCGUGCAUUGGAUGGGAAGAACGGGUGGCGUGUAGAGCUCUCCCACAAUUCAAAGGAUGGUGGAGGCGGUGGGCGUGGCGGUGGUGGCCGUGGACGUGGUGGUGGUGGUGGUGAUGACCUGAAAUGUUACGAGUGUGGUGAGCCUGGUCAUUUUGCCCGUGAAUGCCGCCUACGUGUGGGCCCACGUGGGUUAGGUAGCGGGCGGCGUCGCAGCCCUAGUCCCAGACGACGAAGAAGUCCAAGUUAUGGUCGUCGAAGUUAUAGUCCGAGAUACAGUCCACGUGGGAGAAGGUCUCCACCUCGCCGGAGCAUAUCGCCUUACAGAGGACGUGCCAGCAGAUCACCACCUCCAUAUCGCCGUGCCAGGCGUGAUUCCCCAUAUGCUAACGGAGUUUAAGAUGGAGUGAAGAAGGGAUGGAUUAUGGAAGGAAGAAAAUGGAAAGAUGAUAGGUUGGGGUUAAUAUGUUUUUUUCGUGAUGAACAAAUUUGGGGUAGGGUUUUAUUUAUUAUAUAUUUAUAUAUGAAUGAUGAAUCAUGAUGAUGAUGAUGAUGAUGAUGACAUUGUGGUGUGUUUGUACCUGGCAUCCGAUCUGGAACUGCACUUUAUACCCGCCAAAAAGUGGUUGCUCAUCGGCUUAGAGGUCCAUUUCUUUUCUUAAAUUGCUUUGUUUACUUUCUGUCUUGAAGUUUGGUUAUCGGCUGAGAACCAACCAACGCCUUCAUCAUCCUCCUCUACUUUCUGCAUCAUCUUAGACUACUACUCUUGACAUGGUUUUAGCUUCGCAUCUUCAUCUUCAUCUCUGCUUCUUUUGGGCUUCUUCUUUGAAACUGCAAAAUUUUGGUUAUCAACUUUUUAGUGACACCUUGACUCUGCGACAAAGCUUCUCACGUCUUUAACACAGUCAGUCACUUGUCUUGGUUCUUUGUCUGCUGGUUGCUGAGCUUUUGUUGUUUCUACUCGCCAAAAAGGUAAAAACAGUGACUUGUUGACUGCGCCUUAUACCGGGAAAAUACAGGCAAUAGUAAAAAAAUGGGGGGUGUUUUCAAAAUAUAGACAUGAAAAUGGACAUUUCCGGGUAUAGACAUGCAUUCCGCGGAGGUAGCUCCGCGGAAUGGCAAAAUCGUAAAUAAAUUAGUGUAUUAAAAAAAAAAAAACUGAAGAUCCAUUCCUCGGAGCUACCUCCGCGGAAUGAGUUCAUUCCUCGGAAGUAGCUCCGCGGAAUGGAUCUUGAGUUUUUUUUUUUAAUACACUAAUUUAUUUACGACUGCCAUUCCGCGGACCUACAUUAGAUUCCGCGCAAUCCAUGUCUAUAUCCGGAAAUCCAAUUUUUUGUGUCUAUAUUUUGAAAAUAUCUCCUAUUUUUUUACUAUUGUCGGUAUUUUCCCUUUCUGCUGGGGCUGUGGGUCCUACUUUUGCUUUUGGGCUCUAAUGAAACCAGUCGCCAACGUUUAUGGAUUAUGUUGAAUACGUCUACCUGGUUCAUAUGUUUGGUGUUUAUUUUGACUUUGUUUUCUCCUUGAAGGUUGCAUAUGUAAAGUAAAGUACUCAUGAAUAUGUUGAUAAUUAAUCCUUGAAUUCAAACUUUUUAAUUGAGCAGGGUCCUAAAAAGGGUCCCAGAAAAAAAGAUAUUUUUUUUUGGCG
Lactuca virosa is the source of this 1932-nucleotide messenger RNA. NCBI's taxonomy places the organism in Eukaryota, Viridiplantae, Streptophyta, Magnoliopsida, Asterales, Asteraceae. The record is from the annotation of a GenBank genome assembly.